AUGUCCAUCGAGGAGACAGUCCACCCCGGCCCUCCAAGCCCUGAGCUCGAAAAACCACAACAAGAUGGCAUCGUUCUCAUUCCUACGCCUCUAGAUGACCCCCGAGAUCCCUUGAACUGGCCAUUUCGCAAGAAAUGUGGAAUGGUUGCUGUUUUAUCUAUUGCAAUGUUUGCUGGAUAUUCAGCUCCAUUCUGUGGCCAGCUAAACUUGGUCCAACAAGCAAAGCUUUAUCACAAAACAACUGUUCAAAUCACCUACUUUAACUCGGCCGCUUCUGCAGGUCUAGCAAGUGGAGGAUUCUUCUAUUCGCCACUUGCUCAUAAGUUUGGACGCUCUUGUGUAAUCCUCUUUGCGUUGCUUGGAUGUCUCGCAGCCCAGAUAUGGGCGCCGAAGAUGACCAAACAGGGCGACUACUGGUCCUACUUUGGUUCCAGAUUCCUUGCCGGCUUCUUUGGAAUGGUAACCAGUGUUCUCGGUCCAAAAUACUUGGUCGACUUGUUCUUCCUUCAUCAACGAGGCCGAGUCUUCACCAUCCUCCAUUUGGCUUUGAAUUUUGGCGCAUCGGCUGGACCAACCUUUUCCGGCUUCAUUGCCGCCAACCGCUACUGGCCAGUUGAGUACUGGUGGUCUGUGGGCUUGCUUGCAUUUACAGCUAUUCUGGUAUUUUGUUUCCUGGAAGAGACCUCAUUCGAUCGCUCUGAAGGGGCCAUCAACCUGACACCACCAGAAAGUUGGAUUGCCAACCGUAUCCAAACUUUCUUCCCUUUCCUGCCCGGAAGCAAUAGUGUGAUCAAGCCAACAACUUUGGUUGAAACGGCCAAAGUUGCCAUCUUGCCAUUCAAAAUCGCCUUGUCUCCGGUCCUACUUACAGUGGCUGGUUUUGAUACCAUCAGUUUUGGAUUUUAUGUGGCCUUGAACGCUUUGACUCCCGUAUGGCUCCAGAAGCCUAAGAAACAUGGUGGUUAUGGUUUUACCAUUACAGAAAAUGCUUGUUUCACAUUUGUACAUUGGAUUGGCUUUAUCUUCGGACUGGUAUAUGGACAAUUUGUCAGUGACAGAAUCCCACUUUGGAUCGCCAAGCGUCACGGAGGAGUCUGGAAACCCGAGUAUCGUCUCCACGCCCUCUGGCUUACCAACUUCUUUAUGAUGCCGGUGGGACUUGGGCUUGUGGGUGCUGCCUUGAUGUACAAAUUGCACUGGGUUGUCUUUGCACUCGGCCAGAUCUUCGUUACUAUUGGAUCCAUGGUUAGCAUUCCAGUAACCGUCAAUUACAUUGCCGAGUGCUUCCGAUCUCACACCGUCGAGGCCACGAUUCCUGUUAACUCUAUGCGUCUCUUCCUCGGACUAUCAAUCAACUUCUAUGCAACCCAAUGGAUUGCUAAGACCAAUAUUGGCUGGUUCUAUGGCAUGAUGGCGUUCUUCUCCCUUUUCGCAUUUUUCUUCCUCAUUCUCCUAAUGUGGAAGGGACAUGUCAUUCGCUCAUGGACACCAUUUAGUCUGGGGUCUGAUGAAGAGGGAGAGCAUGUGGUAGCGGACAAAAAUAUACAUGCUGCAUAA
Messenger RNA from Lachnellula hyalina, 1557 nucleotides. RefSeq names its product putative MFS-type transporter protein. The record is from RefSeq and is a predicted model, not a curated record. Bases 1 to 1557 code for a protein of 518 amino acids. The transcript is spliced from 5 exons. Gene Ontology annotation, molecular function: transmembrane transporter activity. NCBI's taxonomy places the organism in Eukaryota, Fungi, Ascomycota, Leotiomycetes, Helotiales, Lachnaceae. Gene Ontology annotation, biological process: transmembrane transport.